CGAGUCUCCGUGUCUCUUCCAACUCCUCCCAUCCAUGAUCCCUAUCCCGUCCCUCUCUCUCUCUCUCCUUGAUUCUUCCCCAUUGGCAUCUGCAUCGGAUCCUGUUUUCCCUCCCCCCCUUUCGCCCCGUUUUGCCCUGGUUUUUUCUUCGACAACACCGCCGGAAGGUUGUUCGUCCUGUCUCGUCCGCUGUCUUCCCUGUCCCUGCUUACUUCACUCUUGUCUGCUGUAUGCAUAGCUCAACUCAUCGUUGAUUUGCCGCUCAUUUGCUUGCUCUCUCCAAUCUGCCGUCAUUUCGGCUCUACCCAAUUGCCCAUUGCGUCUUCACCCCUCCUCAUCUCCCAUCAUCUGUUUUUUUUUUUUUUGAUCCUCUGCCAUUUCGAAAGUCUUGGACUCGCCUCGUCAUCUACCUACCUCGAGUCUCAUCUGGCAUCCCAUCCAUCAUCCCACGCUCGCUACUUUUACCUUGCCUUAGUAUUCUUUGGAUCCCUUUCGUUUCACUCACCCCUCCAGCCCUAUCCCGUCCGUGCCUAUCAAUUGACACCUCUGCAUUAUUGUCCGGGUCUUCAUACACUAUUACAUGCCGUCGCUCGCUACCUCACCUUGCCAACAACGCAUCCAUACCUUAGACCUCGACAUACCGCACCAGUAACUAUUACCGCUCUUCUUACCGCUAGAUUGUCGCCGUUCACGGACUUUACAUCGCUGUUUCCUCUAUCCGUAUCCGUACAUUCGUUCACUCGCCCGCACCGCACCGCACCAACAACCGUCAACACGCACAAUCUUCUUCCAUCGCGUAUUAUACCAUACAACAAGUCCCGUACAAUAUCAAUAACCGAACCCGAGGUCAACGCUUUCAGCUGCCAUCAUCUCAUCUUGUCCUGAUUGACGACGCAUACUCCCGUCACUGUGUGCUGUCGAUACAACACGUCUUGUGACCUUGACAACCGGCCCCCCCGCCGUCACUAUCCCAGCCAUUUCGAGACACUUCACCUGGGCUUUCGCACACGCUGAGCAUCAAGGGGUCUCUCCCCACAGACAGUCUGCCUUCGUCUCGUCUCAUCAUCCCUCGUCAAAAAGACAAGACGACCAAGCACCAGCCAAGCCCUGAGCCAGGGAUUGCCUGCUACGCAUAAUUGCGCCUUGCGAACCACCCGCGCAACCCGCAACCACUCUCCCACCUCAAGGUUCCAACGCCCAGAUCCCAGCAAUCAUUACAGCAUAGCCUGGCCCAUUUCCCUUGCUCCACCAACCCGCACCCAGACCCAUCCCAAGCAACCUGCCCAAGGGGCCCUCCACCAUCCACCCUAUUCUGGACUGUUGCCCCGUCCUUCCAAGGCCUGGCCACGACAAUCUCGACCAGAGAUACCGCCAAACAAGCUUUUUGUCUUGUUUUCUCUUCCUCCCUUUCGUUUCCUUCCUUUCCCUUCUCCUCGAUACUCGGCGAUGCAAUGAUGAUAUACGGGCAUCAAGACGUUGAUCUCGCGGGUCCCAGUCCAGGUUCACCGCCAGGUAUGACGUCCUCAAAGUCGUCAAAGUCCUCUUCCUUCAAGUCCUUCCAUUCCGACGACAAUAGCGUCCUGGACGACGUUAGCCAUUUUGAAGAAAUCGGUCUAGACGACGAUGCUUCUCAUUACGAUACACAACGCCCUCGCGAGUCCCAUUCGAAGCCCUCUCAACCUUACUCGAGGUCCUACGCCAACGACUUCCGCCCUCCGUCAUGGAAACCACCCCAUUCCCGCUCUCCGCCAGUGACACGAGACCUCGCGAAGCCUAGAAGCUCAGGUCCCACGGCAGACCUCGCUCCCCACUCUCGCGGUUCCUCUCGACCCCCUUUCCUGAGCUUGAAGACCGACAGCCACGUUCUCAACCGCCGCAGCCCAAGCGCUGGCCGCCUUCCCGAUCCCCGUCGAAGCCCGGUGAACCCGGUAAACCCUCGAGGUUUCGCGAGCCACUCGACGACUUCCCUUCAAUUCCCUCGCAAGAACCGCAGCCCGAGCCCGAACUUCUCACUAUUGCCGAGAGAUCCAAAUGUGCCCCUGAAACCGCGUCGGGGCAGCUGGCAGUCGAACCAAGACAGAAAAUCCACGUUUGAGUUGGAAAAAGAGUGCGACGAGGAUGACACGGACGACAUUCCCGACGGCCUCAUUCUCGACAAUGUCCCCAUCUCUCCUAGACCCAAGCUUGAGCGCACGCCGAGCAGGCCAACUUCCUCUGGAGCAUCUCCCAACCGGCCGCCAAAGGAACGUGUUCGAAGCGUUGGUAACGGAACAUCUCCAAUCCCAGUUGAGACGGGAUGCCUGCGUUCACCGUCGUGGAAGUCCGACACUGCUCUGUCCUCGAUUGGCGAACGUGGGCCUGAACCGCUCAAGACUCGGGCCAGAAGCUGGAAUCUCGCACUGGCAGAACUCAAUGCCGAUGCCAAGGACUUGACGGAGAAGCUCGAGGAGCACUCGGAUUAUGUGCGUGAAAAGGCCGCUGAAAAUGCCAACCCUACAGGACGUCACACGUGGAAUGGCAAAUCUCUCGAACAACACGCCCAGAAGCCCCGCGUCAAGUCCGCUCUUCCCGAACUUCCUUCACUCCGGAGUCAAACCAAUAUCAUGAUCGACCCACUUCCAGUUUCCAAGGAAAAGGAGGCUGUGCUCAGCCGCACCAGACCAUCAUGGCUUCCUCCCAAGGAUCCCGCGGAAGAGAAGCGUCACCUGCGUGAAUACAAGAAGAUGAUGGCACGCAGCGCCGAGGCAGAUCGUCGCCGUGAGGCUUCGCGUCUCGCGCGGAAGUCUUCACGCGAUCUGAAGGUCGACAGCUUGAUGCAUAUUUGGGAGGACGACAUCAUUCCGAGAUGGACCGACGCGAUCCGCGAACGUCGCACCCGUGAGCUGUGGUGGAAGGGAAUCGCUCCGCGCAGCAGAGGUCAGGUAUGGUCCAGGGCCAUUGGCAACGAACUUGGCCUUUCGGAAAAGUCCUACAAGGCCGCUCUCGGCCGGUCCCAGGAGCUUGAGGAGCGAGUCAAGGCUGGCAAGGGCGAUUCGGAGGAUAUCCAGAGAGCCGCAUGGCUAUCAGCUAUACGCAAAGACGUGGCCGAACACACAUGGCAGGAUCUUCGAAUUUUCCAAGUUGGCGGGCCCCUUCACCAGAGUCUCGUCGACGUCCUGUUCGCCUAUGCGCUGUACCGGAGCGAUAUCGGCUACGUCAAGGGCUGCAACACCGUCGCUGCCCUUCUUUUACUGAACCUUCCCUCGCCGUCCGCAACCUUCAUCGCUCUGGCCAACGUCCUGAAUCGCCCAUUGCCUCUGAGCUUUUACUCAGAAGAUCCCGGUGCGAAGGCUUCAGCCUACAACCUCGUGAUGCAGACUCUGAGCGUCAAGGCUCCCCGCCUUCACGAGCACCUGACCAAAGAUAUUUCCGAGGGUGACGCGGAUUUCUACCUCGGCAACUUCUUCAUGGGACUCGGAACCACGCAUUUGGCUAUGGACGAAGCCGCUCGCCUGUGGGACGUCUACGUCUUUGAGGGCGAUGCGGUCCUGGUGCGAGCAGCUGUAGCCACGCUCAUGCGUCACGAAAUGGCACUCCUUGGCGCCAAGUCGGCUGGAGAAGCCAAGAAGCUGGUCGAAAGCAGCGCCAACAAGGAUGGCCGUAAGGCUGUAGUUGGCGACGAUGGUGCCGAAGACCAGUGGAUGCGAUCCGUUCGGGAAGCGGGCAAAGCCUAGUCUGUUCCGAACGGUCUCGUAUUGAAAAGUCCUUUUACGCUUGAUGAAUAUUUCGGCUUUGGAAAAAUACGACAUGAUCCUAACUGUUUAUAUCUAAUCUCCUGGGCCGGUGUCGUACCGGCCCUUCCAUCGGAGGCAAUCGCACAUACACCGAAAAUCCAAUAGCACUCAACUCAACUCACACAAGGCAGUCGGCUGCAAGCUGUCCACUAGUGGGUGUGUAUAAAGAGCAACCGGCGUCCGCGGCGCGAUGGACAUUACCUGUGGGAGCUGGUUUUUUGUAGCAACCUUUUUUGUUGUUUUCUUUCGUCUCUUUGCCUGGGAGGGAUAUAUACUAUUCUCAUCUGUCGCCUGGAUGUUUCGCAGUGCGCGAGCAUCCUCAUGGACAAGGACAGACAUUCUUAUUGUGGCAUGUAGAUAUACAGACGCUGGACGCCGAGGAACUUGACCAUGCGGAACAUGGCAGGCCCGGCUUUUCCUGCGGAUAAACCAAUGUUCAUGUUUCUCCUGGGACGAGAGACGAUCCCGGAUAGAGGAUAUAACCUGUAUUGGUUCUACAGCGUCGUCGUGUUGGGGCACAUCGUUUACCCCGUAAGACAGACGACCCAGGGGUUGGAGUUUAGCAUCAAACAUUUUCUGGCGUCGCUAGCGAUCCGCAUCUUGCUUUCUUUUCUUGAACCGGGCGGGGUUCAUGGCUUAUUUUUUUCUUUCCAGAGGUGUCGAUCACCUCUUUGAUAUCCCAUUCGUAUCAUAGUCGUAUUGUAGAAGAACCCGUGUGUACUAG
Molecule: messenger RNA, 4497 nt
Organism: Colletotrichum scovillei
Lineage: Eukaryota; Fungi; Ascomycota; Sordariomycetes; Glomerellales; Glomerellaceae
Product: TBC domain-containing protein
Exons: 2
Coding region: 1452-3713 (753 amino acids)
Biological process (GO): activation of GTPase activity
Molecular function (GO): GTPase activator activity
Source: RefSeq, a predicted model, not a curated record